Oryzias melastigma (Indian medaka) is the source of this 2160-nucleotide messenger RNA. Its product is annotated as peroxiredoxin-6. NCBI's taxonomy places the organism in Eukaryota, Metazoa, Chordata, Actinopteri, Beloniformes, Adrianichthyidae. The transcript is spliced from 5 exons. Gene Ontology annotation, biological process: cell redox homeostasis; cellular oxidant detoxification. The record is from RefSeq and is a predicted model, not a curated record. Gene Ontology annotation, molecular function: peroxiredoxin activity. Gene Ontology annotation, cellular component: mitochondrion; cytosol. The coding region runs from base 146 to 883 and encodes 245 amino acids.
GAGCGCACGACGUGGGCGCGCAGGUGUUUUGCGGCGGGGCGGUGUCACGCAGACUCACGCCCCCCACCCCCCCUUCUUCUUUUGAAACUGUCAGUCAUCGAAGCCGCAGAACUCGGCACGGCAUCGUGUCCAGGACGCGCGCACUAUGCCGGGACUGCUGCUCGGAGAUGUAAUCCCGAAUUUCGAGGCUGACACCACCCACGGGAGAAUCAGACUGCACCAGUUUCUCGGGGAUUCAUGGGGAAUCCUGUUCUCUCACCCCAGAGACUUCACGCCUGUGUGCACCACGGAGCUGGGGCGCGCCACCAGGAUGAGCGGCGAGUUCCGCAGGCGGGGCGUUAAGAUGUUGGCGCUGUCCAUCGACACCCUGGAGGAUCACCACGGAUGGAGCAAGGACAUCCUGGCGUACAACAGUGAGGGGUCGGCGAGCGGCUUGUUGCCCUUUCCCAUCAUAGCAGACAGCAAACGGGAACUGGCAGUAGCUCUGGGCAUGCUGGACCCAGAUGAGAAGGACAAAAACGGCAUGCCUCUGACCGCCCGCUGUGUGUUUGUCAUCGGCCCCGACAAACGGCUGAAGCUGUCGCUGCUCUACCCGGCCAGCACGGGGCGCAACUUCGACGAGCUCCUGCGGGUGAUCGACUCCCUGCAGCUCACAGCGGAGAGGCGGGUGGCCACGCCGGCCGACUGGAAGCCUGGAGACUGCGUGAUGGUGCCGCCCGCCAUGUCUGAGGAGGAGGCCGCAGCUUUGUUCCCCGACGGCGUCUACAGCAAGGACCUGCCGUCCGGGAAGAAGUACCUCCGCUACACGCCGAUGUCAGCCAAGCAGACAGAGCGCACAGAAUGUAUAUACUCAACUCUGUCAAACGUGAACAUAACGAACUAGUUAGUAAUAUUGGACUUAUUUUAACUUAUAUCCACAUUUUGAACUCAUCGUAGAGUUGCAGCCUCUUUAUUUCAGUGCAGAAUUGCAGAAAUGAUGGAGCUUUUUGUGCAAAUAAACCAGCUUCUGAUUCUCCUGGCAAAACUGCUUUUACAUCACAGGACAGAAACUUGUGCCCAAUCAUCCAAUCAUCUGGACUGUACCAUGAUCCCGCCCCUCUUAUCAUAAUUAAGGUCUUUUUCGACUGUUAUCUCAGCUGUGAAGGCUUUGCAGCUCACCGGAGCUCAUUCACUCUGAUCUCCCUGACGUCCUCUCUGAGCCCAGCGGACAGGAAGGCGGAAAGGACACGAGAGUCGUGCAGGCGGGAGUCAAACAAAAAUGUUUAUUGUCAUUUAAAAAAAUUACCGGUAAAUAAAAUGACGGUUUAAGACUCCCCGGUUUGAAUUCCAGAGCGUUGUCAUUGUGACAUGUUCUCCAUGAGGGCCUGGUACUCCCUCUGGUGGGAGACCAGACGCAGAAACACUUUGUACUUUCGCUCGUAGAAACUGCAAAAAACAGGAAUAUUUUUAAAUGGGUUGUAAUUACUUUUGAAGUAAAAUAAUUUUAUUGAGAGAAGUAAAAAAAAAAUUCUAUUUGCCUAAAUUUGCAUCUUAUAGUAGAUGUAAAUCAAAAGAGGCACAGCUACCUUUGAAGCUCUCGUUCAGGCUGAACCACUCUCCCCACUUUAGCCAUUUUCCCCAUAGCCUCCUACAAAACAAACCAUAAACACAAUAAAGUCACUUUUUUAUUUUCCAUAUGAUCUAUUUAUGAGCCAACUGGAGCGGAGUUCACGGUGAAUGUGUGGCGUGGUCUGCCCGCUGCCUUAAAGCCGCCCAAAUCCCGGCUGCAGAUCCGGGCCUAGAGGAUCAGGCGCAACAACUGCCCCGCUGUAUUUAUGGUGAAAACGAGUUGACAGCUUCAGCCCGCUUCGAAUAAUACUGUCUUAUUUUUAGCAGGAGGCUGCUGUGAACUCCUGAGUCGGGUCGCUCGAACCGCACAGUUCCGUUAGAAACAGAAAAAAGCACUAAGACACCCCUGUGCUGCUCAAAUGAAAUGACUUUGAGGUCCCAAACCUAAUUAGCUUCUCGCUAUUAUUACCUUGAAAUUUAAUUAAAACUUUUUGACAAAUCAGAGUUGUUAGAUCUGAAAAAUUUGGACAUUUAGGUCAAAUUCUAAACAAAUUUAAAAUAUUAUCAAUGAGGAGAAAUAGCAUCUAAAAGUAUUCUAACCAGGUAAGGAGG